AUGGACGGAUCCACCAUCAAUCGACUCGCCGACAUGGCCGUGUUCCUCCUCUUCCUCCUCAUACUUGUUCUGUCCGUCAGCCACAUCAUGCACGCAGACGGGUCAGGAGCAGUUGCUGCCCCCAGCCUCGUCAUCGUGACGCUGCGGGGUCACGGCCCCGACGACAAGACCUCCGUGGCCGUGCAGAGACACGACCUCUCCUUCGCCGGCUUCACCAACGGGAGAGGCCAUUGGCAGGCCUUCCCAGGCUGCGAGCACCUCUUCCCUGCGUCCACGACCCUCCCGUUCGGCAACAGCUACAGCGAGCUCAUCGGCGGCCUCGACAACCUGCCCGGCGUGCCGCUUGGACGGGAGGCGAUGAUGGAGGCCUCCCGGUUGCUCUCCGCCUACCACCCGGGCGCCGACGUCGAGCCUGUCAAGCGGGCGCUGGCGGCGAUGCAGGUCAUGAUAAGCGAGGUCCAGCGGCUGGAGCCCAUCCGCAAGACAGUCCUUGAAGGAUGGGUGACCGGUGCCCGCGUUGCCCCCGAGCACCUGCCCUACAUCGAGCACUGGGACACCAUGUCCUACGAGAUCAUCCGCUCCAACCGCACAGGCAAGUGGGACGAUCCAUUCACCAAGAUGCUGGAGACCCAGGCCAACAUCCGCAGCUUGGAGGAAGCGCUCGCCGUGGUCGGACUGUUGCGGAAUGCCGACUUCCAGCAAGUGCUCAAGGCUCACGCCGCCCCUGUCAACGUGGAGUAAACAUACUUACAACAAUGCUUUUUUUUUUUGAGGGGAAUACUUACACCAAUGCUGAAACUCUAAUAGAGAUACAUGAGGAAUCACGUUACAUAACUCAAAUAAACUAACAAAUGCAUCUUUAUAUGGGAAAGUGGGAAAGACACUCGGCCUCUGUGUCAAGUGAUGCACACAACCAAUUAUUCAUUAUUCGAAAGUUCAACAUAGGAAUAUAAUAAAUUUAUGUAAAUAAAUCUCACAAAUGGCUGCCCCGAGGGCAAUUUAAAAGACAUA
Messenger RNA from Triticum urartu, 1011 nucleotides. Its product is annotated as 60 kDa jasmonate-induced protein-like. The record is from RefSeq and is a predicted model, not a curated record. Gene Ontology annotation, molecular function: rRNA N-glycosylase activity. Lineage: Eukaryota; Viridiplantae; Streptophyta; Magnoliopsida; Poales; Poaceae. Gene Ontology annotation, biological process: negative regulation of translation.